AUGGGACUUGGCCCGCUGGCUUCGGACCUUCCAGACAGACCAUGCAACUCGCAGGCCAUUUUCUUGUCAAGCAGUACUGCCGCUGCCUGCUCAAGCUCUUUGCACACGGCCACGAUGCCUAAAGAGGACCGACUGCGUGGCUGGGGUGCUCCCUGCACUGAAGACUUCUGGGUGCCGGCCGCCAACAAGCCUCCGACUAUUCCGAAUCAGCCCAUGCAAAUGCAGUCGCGACAAGUGGCUUUGCAAGAUGAGCCAAACCAGGUGCUCGCAAAAGCAAGGCAACGGCGCCGUCGCCGAGAUUCCACAGCCCAGGUCGUGAUAGCUCCACGAAGAGUACUGGUAGCCGGCCCUAAGCUCAAGCAGAACCGGAAGCCUUUGCGCCGGGUAGCCUGGGCUUCCUGGAGAAAAGUUGCUUGCCUUGCGUGA
Molecule: messenger RNA, 426 nt
Organism: Symbiodinium sp. CCMP2592
Lineage: Eukaryota; Dinophyceae; Suessiales; Symbiodiniaceae
Source: the annotation of a GenBank genome assembly